AACGUAAAAUGAUUACGUCAAAAAUAAAGUAGGCAAAGUAGGUAAAUAAAGCUCGGAAAUAGUUUUGCUUUUAUGAAUAAUUAUUAAUAUUGUAUGCUUUAACAAAUAUGCUUUACUUCUUUAUUCGAUUAUGUAGUGUUUUUCUAUGUUCAAUGUUUUGAGAUAUUAAUUCAUUAUGGUUUGAAGUUGACCGAGUGUUAUUUCGUUAUCAGAACAAACAAUGUUUGCCCCAAGUCAAGAGUUAAAAUCUACAAACAUUUUUGAUACAUCAGUAUCUAGAGAAGAAUCCGAAUCAAACGAAUUCGAAAUCCGUAAUGUCUUUCAAAGCACUCAAGCUGAUACAAAACAGAUUGUGGUAAAAAAUAUGGGUGAAGAGAUGUCUGAUCAUGUUAUUGAUGAAGGGAUAUUCGCGGAACCAUUCGUCCAUAUGGUCAGUGGCAAAUCUCAAACAUCAAGUUUGUAUUCCGGUCAUAUUGUACCAAGCACUUUUAUACAAGACUACACAAACCACAGUGAAGAAAGACGUAGUGAAAAUUAUGAACAACAGCAUAAAAACAAUAUAUUAUUUCCUCUAGUUCUUCUUGAGAACUGGGGACCCAAGUUAGAAGGUAGCUCUUUGUAUUGCAAAGAUUGUCAAAUCUUAUUCCCUACAAGCGACGCACUGCAGGCCCAUAACAUGUCUGAACACACAUUCCUAGUUCCUACAUGCAACAAUGAACCUAUAAAAUCAUCUGUAAAAGGCAGUAGUCAUAUACUCUAUCAGUGUAAAACAUGUGACAUUUUGUACGAUAACUAUGAUAAAGCUGUGGAACACAGUCAGAACCAUCUUAAUGAUAUGGCAAAUAACGUAAUCAUAAUGCAGUGUCUAAAGUGUGACAAGAAAUUCGACUCUACUUCUAUUAAUAAACACCGAGAGCUACACAUCGAAAGUAACAAAACUGAGGAUUCUUUAAUUUUGUUUAAAAUUGUAACAUUUGAUUACACAGCAUUAUUCAAAUCGGAGUGGAUGCUUAUGUUUUGGGCUGCCAAAGUUCCUGAGAAGCAAAUCUUGUCAAUUAUAAAUCGAAGUAUUUAUUUCCAAUAUAAGGAUAUCAAAUUUAAAGUUGUGAAGGAUGGACCGGAAAACGCGGUUUUAUUUAAAUGCGCCAAGUGCGAACGGCACAUUAAUCCAUCAACCCUUACAGACCAUAUGGAUUGGUGCCAAGGUGAGAGCGAAUACAUCUGUCCACUGAACAAUUGCGGGCUGAAAUUCUGCGGUACUGAAGCGCCCUGGCAUUCGAACCAACACGAAUGGUCAGACACAUUUAAAAUUGUCCUCUUCAACGAAGAAAGAGACAAGAAAUUCAAUGAAAUUUUAAAAUGGCAUAGUGCUAAGGCGAAAGUAAACCCCGAUAAAAAGUUAUAUUAUUAUUACCAGUGUAGAAAAUGUAAGUGUUGCACAGAUGCCCGGACUGACAUAGCCACGCAUAGAUGCUGUUAUGCGGUUCACAGAAUUCUCUGCGAUAAGUGCGACCUCUUUUUUGCUGGUAGCAAAAUAUAUAAGAGACACAAAAAGUUGCAUGAUGAUGGACAUAUUGACAAGAAAAUGACCAGGAUGACGAUAUAUUUCAAACCUAAAACUUUCACAAUCCCCGGAAAGUCUUCGAAAAAACUUUCAUACAAAUGUGGUAGUUGUGGAUCUUCAUUCCACGAUAAAGCUGAAUUUACAAAGCACAUGCUCAUUUGCAGAUCAGUCGGACAGAAAGCAAGACACAAUAAUCUAUAUCAUUGCAAAAACUGUUCAUUAAAUUUUAUGCUGUUGGAAGAUUUGGAAAACCAUGUAGCAUCUGGAGAUUAUUGUGGCAGCCACGUCACCAAAUAUAAAUGUCGCAUCUGUGGACUGCUAUUUACUAAAGAAACAUUGCAAAGGCAUAAUGAAAUGCAUCAUAAUCAAAUGAAGUUAACAUCGACUCAUUUAAAUGUAAUCAAAACAAAGCUUGACCUUUUUAAUACAGCGAAAGACAAAGAAGUCGACAGUAGAGUCCUAAUGAAAGGUAUUCUCGGCGAUAUCUUAGAUCAAAGUCCGGUACAAAAUAAAUCUAACGACAUACCUACUGGAAAGACAGAGGAAUCGGUGUUAAAUAACGAUUUAUUUAGUAAUACACUUUAUAAGUGCGAUAGUUGUUCCACACACUUCCUAACAGCCGAUAUAUUGGAGUGGCACAUCAGAAAUUCGAAACAUGACGUUGCAAAGUCGAAUUGUACUUUUUGUGAAUAUGAUUUUACUGUAAAUGAUCUUCCAACACACAUAUUCAUUCAUCAUGAUCAAAUGGGAUCGAAACGAGAUAACUUUGAUAUUAUAAGCAAUAGCGAAGCAACAAACAGUGCAAACAUUUUUCAAGAUAUGAAAUGUUUAGAAUCUAACAUGGAAAUAUUUAACACUGUUCAACCGACCAGCGAAAAUAGCUAAAAUCAAGUCUUGCGGGCUUAAAACCUGUUUCAUGACGAGCGGAUGAAUGCAUAUAAUCAUAAUCUAUUAUAGCAAAGCUCAGAGAAAUUGUGGACGGGAAUUGCGUUUGGGCUAGCUUUAUACUUAUUUUUUACUGCCAUUUUUUGUCGGAGGAGAAUAAGUCUAUGCGUGUGCAGAGGGGAGCGCGUCGCUUGGCAACUCCUGUCUAUAAUUUAUCUGAGAUAGUAAAAUAUCGCGCCAUCCCUUGGCUCUAAUAACGCGCCAAAUAAGUGCACUGUGCGGCAUAGUUAUUGAUUGUGUAAAUUGUUUUUUAUUGUAUAAAUCUCAUAAUUUUUAUUGUUGUGACGUCGUUGAUGUGGAUAAUUAAACAAUUGAACAAUGCAAA
Molecule: messenger RNA, 2834 nt
Organism: Pectinophora gossypiella (pink bollworm)
Lineage: Eukaryota; Metazoa; Arthropoda; Insecta; Lepidoptera; Gelechiidae
Product: zinc finger protein 91-like
Exons: 3
Coding region: 221-2449 (742 amino acids)
Source: RefSeq, a predicted model, not a curated record